AUCAAUAUUUGUAUAAUUAUACGAUUGAACAAUUUAAUCAAAUUUUAAUAAAACUUCGUGUACGCUGGAGGGUUGACGUCAGUACGCGUAAGUAAGUGUUAGUGAUUAGAAUAAAAAUCUUUCUGAGAUUUAACUAUUUAACUUCAUUAUUUACAAAAUAAACGUAACACCUACAAAUUAUUGGAUUAUCUAUGUAGGAAUAACGUGUCAGUAUACUACUCUGUCGAGCAAUUAAAAAACGCAGCAGGUAGCAGCAAGUUUUUCGCACUAGAACUUAUUCACACAUUAUUAGAGAAAGGAGUAAGAAAAAUUCUUACAAAACAUUAUUUAAGAAAAUUAAAUAUUAUUUUUAUGUUUUCGAUGUAUAAUAUAACAAAAAAAAUCAGUAUGUACGAAUAAAAGAAGAAAAAGCAGUAUUUCAAAUUAUAGCUUUAUUCCUUUUUAUGUUAUUGCAGAAACUAAAAGAAACAAGAUAAAUUUUCUUCAAGUGUCAAUAACGUGUCAUAAAUACUAAAAGUAUUUUCUUUUUAUAUAAUAAAUUUUUUUAAACAUACUAGUUUUUGUAACCACAUGGCAAUACUAUCAUAUGUCAAAAAUUUCUGAUGAAGUUAAUUUUAUAUUAUAGCCAUUCAUAUUAUUGAAAAAACUUUUUCUUGAAUAAUAAUAUGAAAAUAAAUAACUCAUAAUAAUAAAAAUCCAAAUAAACUUAUUUACUAAUGAUUAUAUAAUUUUAUAUAUUUAUAUUUAUGAUAUUAACUAAUUUGUCAUUUUAUUAUGAAGAGUAAGAAGAAAUCAUUACGGUAAUUUCAAAGCAAUCCGCAUCAAUUCGUUAUUGCAAACCCAUACCCUUGUAGUAUACAACAUCGUUAUUAUUUCAGCCAAAAUACAAACUUUUCAACGAUUUCGGAAUAUUGAUUGAAAACACGCUUAACAUAAAGGACGCAGCAACAUAAUAUUCGAUAAAAUAAACAGUGUUAUCUUUCACGGAUAACCAGACUUCUUGGAACUACAUUGUCUUCUCCAAUUAAAACCUAUUGAUAAAAUUUACACCUGAAAUAUAUUCUUACUUCACUUGUUUUCUUUCAACGCGAUAAUAUGGAUAAGGUUAAUAUCAAUUGCGGAACAUAGAAAAAUUCACAAAUGAAAUUAUUUCACCCCCUUUCUUUGUUCUUUAUAAUUGUUUCCAAAAUGUUACUAUACGAAACAAAACAAAGAGAUAUAUUACAACUCUUCGAGCACGUACAAUGAAAUCCUGUAUGAGAAAUAUUAAUCCUAUACCGACACGUGAAAGAGAUUUGGCACGAUUUCUUUUCUUUCAGGCUGAUUAAAAUUCGGCAUAUAUCUGGAAAAACAAAAAUAUAUUUCGAACUCCACGUACGAUAUAAUAAUCAAAUUUAAAUAUUUUCCCACGUAAAACCAAACAAAAACAUAUUGAAUGGCUCAGACAUAUCACAGUUGCCUAUAAUUGUUAAUGAAAAUACUAAUGCAUCAGUUAUCAUGAUUGGCGAAAAAGAAAACGAUAUUAUUAAAGAAAUAUUAACAAAAAAAAAAUGUAUGAAUAGUUUUAACUCUCUUGCAAAAAUUAUUAUUUAUAAUGUACAUUAAUUGAAUUAUACAUAAUGUAAUAUAUAACAUUAAUAUGUAUUAUUACGAUAUACUCAGGGUUAGUUUACAAAUAGAGAUUUGAAUGUAUUAACCUUGAUAGUUUGUAGAAAUGUUAACUAGUAUCUUAGAAACAUUUAAGAUAACGUACUAAUUAUACAGGCUCACUUACGGAUAAAAUCAGCAAAAUUGAUGACAAUGUAACUUUUCCAUUAAAUUUUUUCAUCGCAUUACACUGUUACAUAUAUUUGUUUGGAGUUUACUGUUGAAAUAGCUAUCUCUUAAAAAUGUAGCAAACAAGUAACAGCACAUACAAUUAUUUAAUCAUUCCAGAGUAACUAUCUAAACAUACCUACGAUCAAUAAAGUUAUUCUUUACUAUAUUCCUUUCCUUUUUUCAAUGUUUUUGAUUAUUCUAAUCGUUUUAUCAAAUAGUUAGAUAAAUAUUUAUAUGUGUAUUUUCGCUUGAUAAAGAAAUUAAGAUCAAGGAUGUGGCAACUUAAUAUUCGAUAAACACUAGCGUUAUGUCCCAUGAAUAACCGGAUUUCUUCAACCUGAGGCCUUGUCCAUAGUCUGCAGAUUUCAUUUCGACUAAUUGUUGCAAGUGCAUUCUGAUAUCCAACAAGAGAUAUUAUUAUUAUGAAGAAAAAGAAAUAAAUAAAAAUAUUGUCAUUGGACGUAAAUACGAAAUGCUAAUUCGAAUAUUUGAAAAAUACAUGAAUUGAAAAAAUAAUAAAGGUUAUUUAUGGAUGAAUGAUAAUCUUGUUUGAUUACUCAAGCUUGAUCUUUCGAAUUUAUAAAAGGGAAGGAGAACUAAGAUUUCACUGAACGUCCUUGAAUGAUCAGUGUUACAGUAUAUAAACAGUUUCGCUUUCAUCAAAAAGGAAAUCAAGACCCAGCUAAUUAAAAGUCCAGAUCGAUAAUAACAACCACAUGGCAACUACAGCAGUAGCGAUACAAACGAGUAUGACUGCACUCGAUAUCGGAAAACUGAGUAUCAUACCGUUUCUAAUAUCUGUCUUAAUUUAUUUCAAUUAUUAUCUAAUAGAUCCCGUAGAUCAACCACAAGUCACGAAAAAUCUAUUAAAGGAAUACGAUUUCAUAGUGAUAGGUGGUGGUUCAGCUGGUAGUGUUGUUGUUAAUAGAUUAACAGAGAAUCCAGAAUGGAGUGUACUUCUUUUAGAAGCAGGUGGUUUCGAAAACUUGAUUACGGACAUACCGAUUUUCUCUACCUAUUUACAAAAUACCAAAAUAGAUUGGAAAUAUAGGACUGAAAACCAAGAUAGUGCUUGUCAAGCAAUGAAAGAUAAACGUUGUUGUUGGCCCCGUGGAAAGGUAUUAGGAGGUUCAAGCGUACUUAAUGCCAUGCUAUAUAUUCGUGGGAAUCGUCGUGACUUUGAUCAAUGGGAAAGCUUUGGUAACCCUGGUUGGGGAUACGACGAUGUACUCCCAUACUUUAAAAAGUCACAGGACCAAAGAAAUCCAUAUUUGGCGCGGAACACCAAAUACCAUAGCACAGGCGGUUAUUUAACUAUUCAAGACUCUCCUUAUAAUACGCCUCUGGGUCCAGCCUAUCUUCAAGCUGCAGAAGAAAUGGGUUAUAACAUCGUGGAUGUAAAUGGCCAACAACAAACAGGCUUCGCAUUCUUUCAAUAUACAAUGCGCAGGGGUGCUAGAUGUAGUGCAGCCAAGGCAUUCGUACGUCCCAUCAAAUUUCGAAAGAAUUUUCACCUAUCGUUAUGGAGUCAUGUUACGCGUGUUCUCAUAGAUCCAAGUACCAAAAGAGCAUACGGUGUAGAAUUUAUUAGGAAUGGUCGUGUGGAAACCGUAUUUGCGAAGAAAGAAGUUAUAAUUUCGGCAGGUGCUAUAAACACUCCUCAAUUAUUGAUGCUGUCUGGAAUCGGUCCUAAGAAUCACCUCGAAGAUCUUGGUAUUCCAGUGAUUCAGGAUUCACCUGGUGUUGGACAGAACCUUCAAGAUCAUAUAUCUUUUGUUGGUCUAACCUUCCUUAUCGACCACGAGAUCAGCAUUGUUUUUAAUCGCUUAUUGAAUAUAAACACCAUAUUGAAAUAUGUAUUUACCGAGAACGGUCCUCUAACUUCGAGUAUUGGUCUCGAAGUAGUAGGCUUUUUAUCGACUAAAUAUGCCAAUCAGACGGACGAUUGGCCAGAUAUAGAAUUUAUGAUUGACUCUAUCGCGAUAAAUAACGUUAAAGAUAUUUUGCAUUACUUCUGCGUAACGGACGACUUUUAUAAUGAAGCCUAUGGAGAAAUCAUUAAUCAGGAUAGUUUCAACAUUUUACCAUUGAUACUCAGACCUAAAUCUCGAGGAUAUGUGAAAUUAAGGUCGAAAAAUCCGCUCGAUUAUCCGUUAAUGUAUCACAAUUAUUUAACAAAUCCUGAUGACGUAAAUGUUUUACGAGAAGGAGCCAAAGCAGCAAUUAGAUUUGGUGAGACGAGUAGCAUGAAAAGAUUAGGGAUAAAAUUUCACAAUAAGCCAUUGCCAAAUUGUAAACAUCUUCCUAUGUUCACGGACGAGUACUGGGAAUGUGUAAUUUAUCAAUACACAAUUACAAUUUAUCACGUGAGCUGUACUGCGAAAAUGGGUCCACGAUCCGAUCCAAUGGCGGUCGUAGAUCCCUCUUUAAAAGUAUAUGGAGUAGAAGGACUUCGAGUGAUCGAUGCUUCGAUCAUGCCUACAAUCACUAGUGGAAAUAUCAAUGCACCUGUGAUAAUGAUUGGUGAAAAAGGUUCAGAUCUCAUAAAAAAGGACUGGAUGUCCAAACAAAAGAGAAGCAAUGAGACUUUCUCAGCCUCUUUCGAUCAACAUUAGACAGUUGAAAUAGGUCUGCGAACGAAAGUAAAAUAUAUAUUUUUAUUAUUGCGUUUUGUAAAGUGAUUGUGAAAACAGAUUGAAUGUUUUAGUUUUUUUAAGGUUUACGUCUCCUUUUUCUUUUUCUGUCGUUAAGAUCCAAUUGUAAUGAUCCAAUUCUAUUCUUGUUAAAAAUAUAAUUAGAUAAUAUUACGAUAUAAACUAACAAAUUGAUUUUUACAAUUUUUUAUUUUGUUAAAAGAAAAACGAUUUGUAACUUUGAAAUUACACUGGAGUACAAUAUUUACAUAUGCAUAUAAUAUAUUUAAAUGUGUAAAUCCAUAAAACAUUUUGCUUUCGGAAUUAACAUUCUUUACAUUCUGGGAUUUUACAAAGUCCCGUCUUAUCAGAAAAGAUUGAUCAAUGAGCUAUUUCAUUCAUUUGCACAUUUUUUUAAUGGAUUUGAUUGAAACUGCAAUUGGUUCUCGUAUUUCCUUUCUUUGUAACUUUUCAUCUACUGAAUAUGACAUAGGACAUCAUCUUUCAGAUUUACAGCAUCUAAACUCUCAAGCCUUCUUCAGAAGCAACCAAUACAAAUAACUGCACAUCAUAUACGAGACAUACAAACAAUUGUAACUCAUUCAAUCAAAUACACGGUGAGAUUUACAUAGCGCGCAUCAUUUAAUAUCGUGCAAUUACUUCUCCAUUUCUCACGGGAUCCUUUAAAAGAACGCGUGUUCUCCCAUUAAUUUGCGGGAACGCGGUGAGCGGUAUUUUACUGACGGCCUACAAACGGUAUCCUAGCAUAGUUCCAUCGCCCUCAUUCAUCGCUAUCAGUGGAUCUAUAGCUCGGACGAGACGAGGGACAUUUCCUCCGUGUGAAUCGACUAUCAUCGCUGGUCCGAUGCGAAAAGCGCAUUUAAAAAUGCUUUCGUCAACAAUCAACAGUACUUUAUUAUCAGACCAUUUCACAACAUUUACAAUUUAUAUCAGUCCUUCAUAACUCUGUUUCCCUUUCUCAUUUCUUCAUCAGAAGAAAACAUACAAUUUUUCAAUUGAUUUGACCAUACAGUUACAGUACUUGGAAUUUUAAAGUUUUUCUAUUAAUUCAAU
Vespa velutina is the source of this 5525-nucleotide messenger RNA. Its product is annotated as glucose dehydrogenase [FAD, quinone]-like. The record is from RefSeq and is a predicted model, not a curated record. Gene Ontology annotation, molecular function: oxidoreductase activity, acting on CH-OH group of donors; flavin adenine dinucleotide binding. The transcript has 4 exons. Lineage: Eukaryota; Metazoa; Arthropoda; Insecta; Hymenoptera; Vespidae. Bases 2535 to 4433 code for a protein of 632 amino acids.